This is a messenger RNA of Orycteropus afer afer, 2478 nucleotides long. The record is from RefSeq and is a predicted model, not a curated record. NCBI's taxonomy places the organism in Eukaryota, Metazoa, Chordata, Mammalia, Tubulidentata, Orycteropodidae.
AUGGCUGCUCCCAGCCUCCUUAACUGGAGGCGGGUUUCCUCCUUCACGGGGCCAGUACCCCGCGCCCGGCACGGACACCGGGCCGUGGCCAUCCGGGAGCUGAUGAUCAUCUUUGGAGGGGGCAACGAGGGCAUCGCGGACGAGCUGCACGUCUACAACACUGUUACGAAUCAGUGGUUCUUACCAGCUGUUAGAGGAGACAUCCCUCCAGGCUGUGCUGCCCAUGGAUUUGUCUGUGAUGGUACCAGAAUAUUAGUAUUUGGGGGAAUGGUUGAAUAUGGAAGAUACAGCAACGACUUAUAUGAAUUGCAGGCAAGUCGUUGGUUAUGGAAGAAAGUGAGACCCCAACCCCCUUCUUCUGGUUUACCUCCUUGUCCUCGGCUUGGACAUAGCUUUUCUUUAUAUGGUAACAAAUGCUAUUUGUUUGGUGGCCUGGCAAAUGAAAGUGAAGAUUCAAACAAUAAUGUUCCCAGUCAGUUUCAGACAGCAGAUAUUGAAACCAUGUCCUGGUCCAAACCAGAGACUAAAGGGGCAGUGCCACUUCCACGAAGCCUUCACACAGCCAACGUUAUAGGCAACAAGAUGUACAUUUUUGGUGGAUGGGUUCCACAUAAGGGGGAAAAUAUUGAGACUUCACCUUAUGAUUGUGAAUGGAGAUGUACCAGUUCAUUUUCUUACCUCAAUCUGGAUACAGCAGAGUGGACUACCCUAGUAUCAGACUCUCAGGAAGAUAAGAAAAAUUCAAGACCAAGACCGAGAGCUGGGCACUGUGCUGUUGGAAUUGGCACUCGAUUAUAUUUUUGGAGUGGAAGAGAUGGCUACAAAAAAGCGUUGAAUAGUCAAGUUUGCUGCAAGGAUCUCUGGUAUCUUGAUACUGAGAAACCACCAGCACCAUCACAAGUACAGCUGAUCAAAGCCACUACUAACUCUUUUCAUGUCAAAUGGGAUGAAGUGCCUACAAUUGAGGGCUAUCUUUUGCAGUUGAGUACAGACCUGCCAUACCAGGCUGCAUCAUCAGAUUCUUCAGCAGCACCGAAUGUGCAAGGUCCUCACACUUCAGCACAUGUAGGUGUUCUAAGUAGUUGCCUGGAUUUAAGAACAGUAAUCCCUGAAACUUCUGUAUCCAGUACUGUUUCCAGCGCACAAACUAUGGUAACCCAGCAGACCAUUAAAACUGAGUCAUCCAGUACAAAUGGGGCAGUUGUUAAAGAUGAAACUUCACUAACAACAUUCAGUACCAAAUCUGAAGUUGAUGAAACAUGUGCACUGCCUGCAACUAAGAUCAGCCGUGUAGAAACCUCUGCUGCAGCAACAGUCCCACUUUCUAAAGAUACUCCUUCAAAUCCAGUGGCCACAGUGAAAGCAGGAGAACGACAGUGGUGUGAUGUGGGAAUUUUUAAAAAUAACACAGCAUUGGUGAGCCAGUUUUAUUUGCUGCCAAAAGGAAAGCAAAGCAUCUCAAAGGUAGGAAAUGCAGAUGUGCCUGACUACAGUUUACUUAAGAAACAAGAUCUUGUUCCAGGCACAGGAUAUAGAUUCAGGGUUGCUGCAAUCAAUGGUUGUGGAAUAGGCCCUUUCAGCAAAAUUAGUGAAUUUAAAACUUGCAUUCCUGGUUUUCCCGGAGCUCCGUCUGCAGUCAGAAUUUCGAAGAAUGUUGAGGGUAUCCACCUUUCCUGGGAACCUCCCACUUCACCAUCUGGAAAUAUUUUGGAAUACUCAGCCUACUUGGCUAUCCGUACGGCACAGAUACAAGAUAAUCCAAGUCAACUUGUGUUUAUGAGGAUUUAUUGUGGUCUUAAAACAUCAUGUAUAGUAACUGCGGGGCAACUUGCAAAUGCACAUAUUGAUUACACAUCCAGGCCUGCCAUUGUGUUCAGGAUAUCAGCAAAGAAUGAAAAGGGAUAUGGACCAGCUACCCAAGUUCGAUGGCUUCAAGGUAACAAUAAGAAAGCACCUUUAAGUUGAACUGGCUUUUUACUGAAGCUGUUGUUAUGAUUAUUUAUUAGUAACUAGUUACAAAGAUUUGUCAUUUAAAAGAGUCUUCUCUGAUUGUAUCUGUAGCAGUUAUGAAUUUGAGUUUGUAAGUUGUUCUUAAAAUGUAUUUGCUCAAUUCUAGAUCCAAAUAAAAAUAGAAAAGAAGCAAAGACUCUGACAAUUAGCAUAUAUAUAGAUAUAUAUAUGUGUUUGUGUAUAUAUAGAUAGAUAGAUAGAUAGAUAUAUUAGUAUAUAUAAAGCCAGAAGGCUUUAUUACCCUAAUAUCUUUUAUAAAGGCGUGUAACUCAGUCAUCCUAGAGUUACUAGAUGAUUCUAGUAACUGGCUGUUGUCUAUUAUGCUCUUAUAUAGUAAAUGUUCUUUAUAUUGAAAUGUCCUAGCUUUAAGUAUUCUCUCAUCUGAUAACAACUAUGUUCUAUCAAAUAAUACUUAUACUAAUUUUAGGAGCAUUUUAUUCUUUUUUGUUUAUUUACAGUAGCACAAAG